This is a messenger RNA of Mangifera indica (mango), 1921 nucleotides long. RefSeq names its product inactive beta-amylase 9-like. The record is from RefSeq and is a predicted model, not a curated record. NCBI's taxonomy places the organism in Eukaryota, Viridiplantae, Streptophyta, Magnoliopsida, Sapindales, Anacardiaceae. The transcript has 3 exons. Gene Ontology annotation, molecular function: beta-amylase activity. The coding region runs from base 152 to 1765 and encodes 537 amino acids. Gene Ontology annotation, biological process: polysaccharide catabolic process.
CUCAAUAAUUUACUCGUUCCUGGGAUCCGACUGACUUUCAAUCAAUUUUUGUUUCUCAGCUUUUAUUUUUUUCCUUUUUGGGUAUUGGGAAAUAUUUUCCUGCGAAUUGCUUAAUAUUUUUUUUCUAAAAAAUCAGUUUUUUUUUCUGAUCAUGGAGGUCUCUGUGAUGGGCUAUUCUCAGGGAAAUAUGGUGAGGAAGGAAUUGGCUUACAGAAAUUUGAGAUUUUAUUGUGUACCCAGAAAGGAUGAGUUAAUAUUUUCUAGGAGAAACAGUGGUGUUUGUUUGAUGGGUCAAGGAUCGAGUUGGAGAAAAGCUCGGCUUCGAUUUUCUUUAAAAGCUGUUCAUUCUCAACCCGUUGUUCGAUCCGAUCGUCUUCCUGCUACUAAAGGCAAAUUGUCUGAUGGUGUAAAAUUGUUUGUCGGGCUGCCGUUGGAUGCAGUUUCUGACUGCAAUACUGUGAACCAUGAGAAAGCCAUAGCGGUGGGAUUAAAAGCUCUGAAACUCUUGGGAGUGGAAGGUGUUGAGCUACCGCUGUGGUGGGGUGUAGUGGAAAGGGAAGCCAGGGGUAGGUAUGAAUGGUCGAGCUACCUUUCUGUUGCCGAGAUGGUUCAGAAAGUCGGUCUCAAACUUCAUGUUUCACUCUGUUUCCAUGCUUCUAAGCAGCCAAAGGUUCCACUUCCAGAGUGGGUAUCCAAGAUCGGUGAAACUCAACCUAGCAUCUUUUAUAAAGAUCGGACAGGACAGCAUUAUAAAGACUGCCUGUCAUUGGCUGUCGAUGAUCUUCUGGUUCUUGAUGGGAAGACUCCAGUCCAAGUUUAUCGGGAGUUUUGUGAGAGCUUUAAGUCUGCAUUCAUGCCUUACAUGGGUUCCACAAUCACAGGCAUCUCAAUGAGUCUAGGACCGGAUGGUGAGCUUCGAUAUCCAUCUCAUCACCGACUAGGCACAAGCAAAACCCCGGGAGUUGGAGAGUUCAUAUGUUAUGAUGAGAACAUGCUUAGACUUCUUAAGCAACAUGCUGAAGCAACUGGAAAUCCUUUAUGGGGACUUGGUGGUCCUCAUGAUGUACCAAAUUAUGAUCAAUUACCCAAUUCAAACACUUUCUUCAAGGAUCAUGAAGGAUCUUGGGAGUCUCCUUAUGGUGACUUCUUCCUUUCCUGGUACUCAAGCCAGUUAAUUUCUCAUGGAAAUCGUCUUCUCUCCCUUGCCUCUUCAGCUUUCAGGGAUACCAGACUGGAUGUUCACGGCAAAAUCCCACUCAUGCACACAUGGUAUAAAACCCGGUCUCAUGCUUCUGAACUCACGGCUGGGUUCUAUAACACAGUCAACAAAGAAGGCUAUGCAGCAGUGGCUAAGAUGUUCAAGAAGAAUUCCUGCAAAAUGAUCUUGCCAGGAAUGGAUCUUUCAGAUCAUAAUCAGGGCCAUGAGUCGUCAAGCCCUGAGUUAUUACUUGAACAAAUCAAAGCAGCUUGCAGACACUAUGGGGUCGAGAUUUCCGGGCAGAACUCAUUGGUCUCAGAAACUCCUGCUGACUUCAAUCAGAUACAGAAAAAUUUGUCCGGUGUAAAGAAUGCGGUGAACUCAUUCACUUAUCAGAGAAUGGGAGCUUCAUUCUUUUCACCUGAUAAUUUCCCUUUAUUCACCAAGUUUGUUAGGAACCUUAAUCAACCUGGAUUGCAUUUAGACGAUUUAGCAGAAGAGGAACAAGUCACAGAAUCAUCUUCACAUGUGAAUUCAGGGACAAGUAUUCAAGUACAAACUGCUUAGGUUUGGUUUUCAUUGAUGUAAAUAUAUUGUUACUGUAAGUGAGAAGAUUGUAUUGGGCAGGAGGAUACCAAAGAGAACUAGGGACUUCUCUUUUUUUUUUUUUUAUAUUGAAACCAAAAAAAAAUUAUAAAUACAUAUGGUAAAAUUUCCCUCGAA